ACUGACUGGAGUUAAAAGGAAAAAGCUUUGAUGUGUUCAGUUAUAUUUCUCAUCUGACGUCCUUUUUGACAGUUUUGGGGCUCCGUACAACGUGACAUUUGUAGUGAAAUUUCUCCACUUUUGGCUUUGAGACUACUUAUGAGUAGAGAAAUUUCGCAUUUACACAGGGCAUGCGGCCACUUGAUGUCCUUCCCGCCAAACCACCUGAGACUCAGCAUCGAGCUAUGAAAGGAAGCAGUCAUGAGAGGAUGAAAAGAUAGAUGGGUGGAGGUAAGAGGGAGAGAGAGAGAGAUGAGGUCUCCCAAAGAGACCACUGGGAGGGGUGAUGAGAUGUAAGCAGGGGAGAGAAGUUUAAAGACUUGAAAGAAGAGGAGAGGCGGAGGCUGGGAGGGAAACUCCCUCCUGGUUAUGAACAACUGUUGCACACUCCAAGCUUCAUACACGGGACACACUCACACCACUGCACAGCUAACACACAGGCAGUGAGCGCGUGUGUGUGUGUGUGUGUGUGUGUGUGUGUACAAGAGCUGCCACAGAGUCGAGGACUGUAGAAGAAAACGUCUCGUCAUUCCCGAGGACUACAAUCAGGAAACAAUUUCCUGGAGUUAUCGUUUUUAUAAAUUGGAUUAGGAAAGACCCCAGAGAUGUGUGGGUGGGGAACGGUCUUGAAUGGAUGAAUAACUACUCAAGGAUGACAGGAUAAAGGCUUCCAGCAGUGAUUGCUCCACAGCAGACGAUUCUCAUGAGGUAUCUCCUUGAGGAUUGACUCACUGCAGGUGUGAACUUCUGUUUUUUUUUCCUUUGUGAGGUCAAAGAAGACUGGCAGCGAAAAACUUGAUGACACAGCUCUCAAAUUUCACUCCCAAUCUCUGCGGCACCUGCUCAUCACUGAAAUUGCUUUCCAUCCUCCCGAGUUUACGACUUCAAAGUGAGGACCAAUCUUCCGUAGGGGCAUUGUAAUUAUGCCCUCACUCUCAUUAUCUCUGUUCCUUCUGCUGCACGACUGAGAGGUGAGGGCGAGGUGGAUCAGAGGGUGAGGAGGUUUUUUUUUUCUUCUUCUUCUUCAUGAUUAGAGAAGGUAGAAGAGGGAGAGAGGAAGGCAAAGGGGGGAGGGAGAGAUAAACAGGCAGUUUAAGGCGGUAAACACGUCUCCUCCAGGGCCAGCUCUCCUCUAAACAAAUCGAGCAUAUAUCAACGCUGUAUUUGUGUGCUGUGGUGACAGUUUCACGGAGUCACCACAGACACUGUGGGGGUCUGAAAAACACUGGAGGGAAGAUAACCUGAAGAAACUUGUGCAGCUAAUUAAUUGUGAGUAAAACGUUUUAUUUGCCCAAAAGAGAAGAAGUUAACCAGCACAUGAGGGAAACCACAACCAUGGCUUCAAAUGUCUCCCACAGCCUCUCCUGCCUCUGCAGGAAGACGCAACAGCAGCACACGAGCAGCAGCAGCAGCAGCAGCAGCCUCCUCCAGCGGCAAAGCAGAUCCACCUCCGGACCCCACCGGUCUCUCCUCCACCCCAGGACUCUGCUCCUCUUGUCCCUGCUGCUCCUGCUCUCCCUCUCCCUGUGGUGCCAGCAGGCCGAGGCCGUGGUCCACUCCAGCUUCCGCAAGCUCAGUGGCCGCGAGAAGAAGGAGAUGCAGAAGGAGAUCUUGUCCAUCUUGGGUCUGCCGGGGCGACCCAGACCCCACCCGCCGCUCCGACCUCCCUCCUCAGCACCGCUGUUCAUGCUGGACCUGUACCACGCCAUGUCGGCUGACGGGGAGGAUGAAGGGAAUGAAAUUAUUGGGAACGGACAAGGCAUAGUGAAGCUCGGAGGGGCCGAGAGGUUGGCUCAGGUCAACCACGCAGCCCUGCCAACUCUCAGCACGCACACACCGCCGCUGGGGACGGUGGUCAGCGAGGCCGACACGGUGAUGAGCUUCGUCAACCUGGUGGAGCAAGAGCGUGACCUCCUGCAGCCUCGUCCAUACUGGAAGGAGUUUCGUUUCGACCUGACUCCCCUCCCUCAGGGUGAGACGGUGACAGCAGCAGAGUUUCGUAUCUAUAAGACCCUGACGAUGGGCCAGAGGGCCAAUCGCACGCUGCACAUCUCCGUCUACGAGAUCCAACGAGACAACAGGCACAGAGAGCCAGAGCUGGUGCUGCUGGACAUGCAGUCUGUGCCUGCAGGACAGGAGGGCUGGCUGGCCUUCGACGUCACCUCGGCCUCCAACCACUGGCUCCUGCAUCCUCGCAGCAACAUGGGCAUACGUCUCUACGUGGAGACUGAGGAGGACCGCUCCCUGUCUGCAGGCUGGAUCGGGUUGGUGGGUCGCAGGGGUCCUCGCUCCAAACAGCCCUUCAUGGUGACCUUCUUCAGGGAGAGCCAGAUCCCGUGUCGGCCGCCACGCGCUGUCAAGCCACACCCCCGCAAGAAGAAACUCAAAUAUGACCUCCCAGUCCCCAGCAUCCAUAAUCGGAGUCCUGCUAACAGCGGAGGUCAGCCGUGUAAAAAACAUGAACUCUACGUCAGCUUCAGUGACCUGGGAUGGAAGGACUGGGUUUUGGCCCCAGCAGGAUAUUCAGCGUACUACUGUGACGGAGAGUGUUUCUAUCCUCUGGGCUCCUGCAUGAACGCCACCAACCACGCGCUCAUCCAACAAGUGGUCCACCUCCUGAAGCCAGAUGAAGUUCCUAAGGCGUGUUGCGCCCCCACCAAGCUCAGCCCCAUCUCCGUCCUCUUCUACGACGACAACAACAACGUCAUCCUCAAAAAGCAUCGUAACAUGGUGGUGAAGACCUGCGGGUGUCUAUGAGGGUCCUCUCAGUACCCUGGACGCUGAUACGAGACCAAAGAAUUCACAUGAAUGAUUUUUUUUUUCUAGACAUGGACUCUGCAGAAAAUGUUAACACCAGCGAACAUGCUGGUUGAUAAAAGGAAAUUUAAUUUGCCGAUUUAGAAUCAGCAACUUAAUUGUAUUUAAUUAAUUUUCCAAAUUCAUAUAGUCCAAGUUGGCAGAUUCCAUAUCAGCACUUUGACCCAGAGGAUUUGACACUUUCCCCCCAAAUUACAGCAUUUUCUGGGUCAUGGAUAUUUGUUGGUGUUCCCAAUGAUACAUGUUCACAUUGCUUACACACUCAAUGGCUGAAGGUUUUUCUGCACAACAACAAAUAUGUAAAAUAUUCUCAUAUGUUAAAACAUCCAUCAGCUUCAUAUAUGCUAACAGUAUAAGUUAUAAGAACAAGUUUUCCCCACUUUUUUUUUUAAUGUAUAGUACUUAUUUUCCAGCUUUUCAAGAGCACAAAUUAUAUUUCACUUAAAAUGUUCCUCAAAUUAGGAAAGUUGGGGUAUUUUUACACCUGUCUAAUAGUGGAAAAACCACAUGGACUUAAGAUUUUAAUAAUAAUUCCAGACUGAGUCUUCAUAGACAGGUUUAAACCUUUAAAUGGCAAAUGAUAUUGGAUGGCAGAACAUGCCAUUAGUGAUGCCUGUUUUGUAAGUAAUGAACUUAGAGCACUACUAUUAUUGCAACACAAAAGUCUAUGUGUAAAGACAAUGUCAAAUGUUAUUGAAUUAAUAAAAAAUAUUCACACUCUCA
Thunnus maccoyii (southern bluefin tuna) is the source of this 3579-nucleotide messenger RNA. It is a transcript of the gene bmp8a, whose product is annotated as bone morphogenetic protein 8a. Bases 1357 to 2796 code for a protein of 479 amino acids. Gene Ontology annotation, cellular component: extracellular region. The transcript is spliced from 7 exons. Lineage: Eukaryota; Metazoa; Chordata; Actinopteri; Scombriformes; Scombridae. Gene Ontology annotation, biological process: SMAD protein signal transduction. The record is from RefSeq and is a predicted model, not a curated record. Gene Ontology annotation, molecular function: growth factor activity; cytokine activity.